AUGAAGUUCGCAGCUGGUCUUUUGCUCGUAAUGGUAGGUGCGGGAGCUGCAAAGAGCGAGCUCCUGGUGGAGGACCGGAAUGGCGAGGUGCCUAUGAUUGUCAAGCCGGAUAUCAUUGCGGUCCAGGUAAGUGGCUUCAGUGGUUCUGGCACUACUGGAACCUCUGCAUUCCCAAGCUACCAGUGUCUGCCAGAUACCGGCCCUAUCAUACCACAUGCUUUCCCGUGGGGCCAAUGCGGGGGAGUGAGCUGGCAGGGUCCUUUCCUUUGCGCUCCUGGCUGGUCAUGUGUAGUCGCAAACGCUUAUUUUUCCACUUGUGUGGUGAAUCCAGGCCAUAGCGAUGCUUCCGUCUCUCCUACUCCAAAUCUCGCAGCACCUGGGAGCUGGUGUGGAGCAACCGCAAUUGCUAGAAAGGAACCAGCGGAGUGUGUGAAAGGGUUCACUUGUUCUGGUCCAUGCACCUACGGAUACUAUGCAUGUCUCCGGAGCCCAAGCAUCGGCACUUAG
Messenger RNA from Cadophora gregata, 507 nucleotides. RefSeq lists its product as uncharacterized. The coding region runs from base 1 to 507 and encodes 168 amino acids. Gene Ontology annotation, biological process: carbohydrate metabolic process. The transcript has 5 exons. The record is from RefSeq and is a predicted model, not a curated record. Gene Ontology annotation, cellular component: extracellular region. Gene Ontology annotation, molecular function: cellulose binding. Lineage: Eukaryota; Fungi; Ascomycota; Leotiomycetes; Helotiales; Ploettnerulaceae.